Molecule: messenger RNA, 729 nt
Organism: Ichthyophthirius multifiliis
Lineage: Eukaryota; Ciliophora; Oligohymenophorea; Hymenostomatida
Exons: 2
Molecular function (GO): protein binding
Source: RefSeq, a predicted model, not a curated record
AUGGAAGUUUCUGAAACUGCAUAUGAAUUUUCUAAUAUAAUUUUAGAAGAAUUUGCAGGACCAUAUCGAAAGAAUAUUUUAGAAUAGUAAAUUAAUAAUAUAGAAGAAAAGUAUUAAAAUUUAGAAUAAUAAAAAAAAAAUGAUACUGAUAAAUAUUCACUAAAUUACGAUUAAAAAUUUAAUAACAUAAAAGACGAUGAAGACAAAUAAAAAGAACUAUAAGAUUUAAUUAAAUAAAAUCCUUACUUAUAAGCAAUGGGAUGCUCACAUGAUAGAAGAAAAGAAAGAGAAUUAUAUGAAAAAUCUACAAAAGAAAAACUUGAUAAUGCUGAAUUUUUUAAAAACGAAGGAAACAAAGCUAUUAAAGAAAAAGAAUAUGAAAAAGCAGCAUUUUUUUAUUAAAAAGUUUUAAUUUUUAUUCUAAAAAUAAUUAAUUAUUAAAAUCAAUUAGGCUUUAUUACAUUUCGAUUAUACUUUUGCUGACACAGAUAUUGAAUAAAAAAGAUAAGAUUUAUUAACCGAAUAAUGUCAUGUAAAUAUGAGUUUAACUAAAUAUUAUUUAAAAGAUUAUGAUGAAGCUUUAAGUUAGGCAAAUUAAGCUUUAAAACUUAAUCCUAAAAACAUUAAAGCUUUGUUUAGAAUUGCAAUUAUUUACUUGGAAAGAGAUUUAUAUGAUAAAGUUUAAGAAGUAAUUCUUUUAUUUAUUAUAAUUUUUUUUUUUUCUUUAGA